Molecule: messenger RNA, 4625 nt
Organism: Ctenopharyngodon idella (grass carp)
Lineage: Eukaryota; Metazoa; Chordata; Actinopteri; Cypriniformes; Xenocyprididae
Gene: atf7a
Product: activating transcription factor 7a
Exons: 13
Coding region: 116-1699 (527 amino acids)
Biological process (GO): regulation of transcription by RNA polymerase II
Molecular function (GO): DNA-binding transcription factor activity, RNA polymerase II-specific; cAMP response element binding
Source: RefSeq, a predicted model, not a curated record
GCCAAAAUCUCGCGAUACUUCACGGGGAGGGGCGUGUCAGAUUCCAAGAGAGGAGAGAGAGAGAGAGAGAGUGGGAUAGAGGGGCGCUGUGUUACAUUGCAAAGCCUUUGCAAAGAUGGGGGACGACAAGCCUUUUGUGUGCAGCGCUCCUGGCUGUGGGCAGAGGUUUACUAAUGAGGACCACCUGGCUGUCCACAAACACAAACAUGAAAUGACGCUGAAGUUUGGACCCGCCAGAACGGACUCAGUCAUCAUUGCAGACCAGACGCCGACUCCCACUCGUUUCCUGAAAAACUGUGAAGAGGUGGGCCUGUUCAAUGAGUUGGCCGGCUCGUUCGAGCAGGAAUUCCCUAAAGGCCAAGAAGAUGAGGACAAGAGGGCCAAGAACCCGUUACCCGCUCCUAAUUCAGGAGCACUAGACAUGAGUUUGCAGACGCCUUCAGACGUUAAGGUGAAGGAGGAGGACCCCGUGGAGGUGGACUCCUCUCCGCCUGGCAGCCCUGACUCCUUCUCCAGCAUGUCAGAUAGCAGCAGAGAGCCCGCAGGCAGAGGACAGGAUUCUCCUCCAAAGCCCGCCGUCAGUUCAGCUCCCACCCCUGCCAUAGUGCGUCCGGGAUCUCUCCCCCUGCACCUGGGUUAUGAUGCCCUGCAGCCCACCAUGCCCUCCCCUACCUCCGUCAUCACACAUACCCCACCAUCCAACCGCACACUGGGGUCUCCCACAGUGCCGUACCCAAUGAUGAUGCUUCCCAAUGGUCAGACAGUUCCUGUGCUUCCAGGUCCUAUGCAGAUGCCCUCUGUAAUAUCUAACGGACUUGCGUUCUCGUGGAGACCGGUCUUGCCAGGCUACUUUGAAAGAAUGAACUCGGAAGGACGCGAGGACACAGAACGCACCCUUCUGGCGAGGCCCCUGUGUAUGGUGCCUAACAUUCCAGGAAUUCCCGGCCCUCCACUAGGGGGCAGCAGCAGCGGCUCGUCUUCACCCUCCGGUUAUAACCCCCACACUGAUGCAAAGAUGAGGUUAAAGGCAGCAUUAUCUCAGCAGACGCCCUCAGCUCAGGGUGUUCUUGGUGUGGCGAUGGGGUCCAGUGCGAUGGUGCCUCAAAGGGUUGAGCAAAGCCAGCUGCUGGUCCAGCAUCCAGAUGCCCCUUCCCCUGCUCAGCCACAGGUGUCACCCGCUCAGCCCACCGGGGGUCGCAGGCGGAGAACAACCGAUGACGACCCUGACGAGAGAAGACAGCGCUUCCUUGAGCGGAACCGAGCAGCGGCUUCUCGUUGCAGACAGAAACGCAAGCUGUGGGUCAACUCUCUGGAGAAGAAGGCUGAGGAGCUCACAUCCAUCAACGUCUCGCUGUCGAACGAGGUGUCUCAUCUACGAAACGAAGUUGCUCAUCUAAAGCAGUUGCUGUUAGCUCAUAAAGACUGCCCCGUCACCAACCUCCAGAAGAAAGCCGCCUACUUGGGGGAGGAACACAUGAAAGAGACGUCUGAGCCCACGGGCUCCCCGGCACCGGUCAUUCAGCACAGCUCUCUGGCCCACAGCCCCUCGUCCACAGUAGGGCCCAAUGGCCUGAGCUCCCGUGCUGCGGCUGAGGCGGUGGCCAUGUCGGUGCUGGCAGGGAUGGGCAGCCAGCGAGGGGAGAGCGGUGGGCCAUCGCACGUCAUCAUGGCGACACAGUCCCACCCGUCCAACAGAUGAUGAGAGCAGCUAACAGUCUGCCCGGGACUCUCCGCAUCCCAGGAGAGGGGCAGAUCUGCGAGAGGAGAAUGCACUCUGUUCCCAUUCUUUAGUCUGGUUCCCUCUCACACCAUCACGCUCUGAACUGGAGCUCAGCUGCAUUCUGGGAAUGAAACUGGGACUAUGUAUACAUAUAGAGAGAGACGGAAGCAGAUUGUUGUUCACUAUGCCAUAGACUAUGGGGGCUGGACUCCAAACCACGCUCUCCUUUGCAUCCUCUGUAUCUUCUGCUCCUUCCUUCAACUUCCUCCUGCUCCUCCACUGGCUGUAGGACUGCAAAGCACUUCCUGUCAUUAAACGUAUCCCCGUAGACAUAUGCACAUACACACGCUGCAAUAAAGACAUUGCCUGAAUUGUGACGGUGCACUCGGUGUAUGUGUACAUGUGCUGUAAUGCACAUUAAUUCACACACAUGCAGGCUGCGUCUCAAAUUUGUGACGAUGCAAUACUUUAUAUAUUCUUAUAUAUAUGUAUUAGUAUGUGUGUGUGUGUGUGUGUGUGUGUGUGUGUGUUUGAGAGAAACAUGAUGCUUUAACGUUCUGUAGGAUCUUUUACCUUGCUAUUUUAGAGCAUUUUUUUUUAGUUUUCAGGUGGCCACCCCCCUCAUCUUACCUUCGCUCAUCUUACCUCAUUUUUAACCUGUUAUAUACGUUUAUAAUCGACGUGUGCAUGUGUGCUUACCGUGUGGGUGUACAGUGAUCUACAACAGAAUUAGCAGUUUGUGAAGGACUGAUACACUAAGACUGCCUUGUUAGCAUGCAAACUUCUUGCUAUAUAUAAACUGUAUUGUAUUGGCACAUUGCAUUCAGUUUGGGCUACGGAACCUCGGUUUUUCUUGUCCUAUCUUUGUUUUCUUGUGUACGACAAACUCAGAUACCGCAAAUAACAUACUGUCCGAGGUCAUCACGUAUGAUGAACUGUUAUCAGGACCCUUGCGCACAGUCCACUGUCUUGAGAAAUACUGCCUUUCCAAAGUUAGCCACAAUGUUUUCAAUUCAACUUUAGACCGAGUUAAGUUGGCCAUAAUGAGUUAAAGCUCUUAAAGUAGUCUUAGACUUUUUUAUUAUUAUCUAAACUUUGUAACCCUGCUGCUGUUUAUUGAAUCCCAUUCCUGCCACGCAAGAAAAAACUAAAACUAUGACAUAAAAACUCAUAAUAAUGAGAUAAAUUAAGAGAUAAAACAUUAAAUGUGUGGCAUUAAAGUCAUAAUUACAACAAAAACUCAAUAAUAAGAUAAAAAAAUCCAAAUUAUGACAAGUUUAUAUUAUGAGAUAAGUCAUAAUUAAGACAUAAGAAGUAGAACUUGAGAUUAAAAGAUCUCAUAAUGACUUAGUAUGUCAUAAUUAUGAUUUACCAGAGCAUUUUAUUACGUGGAAAUGGAUUUCCAUAGUUCUCCGCUCAUUUUUACAAUAAUACAGCCCUAGUGCCUCUGUACCCUCCAUUCAGUCACUUUCACAAAGUUGAUAUCCUGAUACUCUGUAACACUAUGUGUUUCUCUGCUGGCUCAUCCACACAUAAACAUACACAGUCCCUGAUAAAAACUCAAAGAGACAAGGAUUCUGCCUUAUGAAUCACACGAGUGCCUCUUUAUAGGUUAACCUCACUCCACCUAUCGUAUUCAGGCAUCUGUCAGAUGUUAAAAGCUUUAUCUGUAUCAUCAGUCCUGAAGUAAUGAAUUAACAAUAAUGCCUUUAAUAGUUUUUAAACAGCAGGAGCGCUGCCCUUGAUUUUAAGCAUAUUCUACACUGCCACCUGGAUGUAAUAACGUGCUAUUACAUCUAACUAGAAGGCUGCAGGGAACAAAGAGUAUCCAAAUCUACUGUUUGAAUGGUUUUACCUGUACUUUAUCCAAACAUAUGGUGUUGUCUUUUUUACACAAUAUCAGACAUUUUUAAAAUUAAGGCAGCAUAUUAACAAGGGACUAAGAUGUACUGUCGUUGCUCAGUUUAUGUAACUUGAAUUCUCAUUCAUUUUCUGUCAUUAUUUGCAGUGCGUAAUUAACACAAUAUUAGUCCAAAAUGUAUAUAGGCCUGUCAGAAUGCACUAAACAACUUUCUGGGUUAUUUUUCUGUUUGGAGUCUCAGAGAUUGUCAGGUUUUUUUUUUUUUUCAAACAGCUUAUCAAACUUACCACUUGACCGAUAUCUCAUGAAUGACUCCUGGUUAAAGUGUUGACCCUGGCUUUACUGUUCAUCAUGUGCUGGCACUGUAGUCGUUCAGCAGAACCAUAUAGAGGAUUGUUGGCCUGAAAUGAGCAGAAUGGAGAAUUUUUAGCUUCACUGGCACUUUUUCUUUAUUCGCUGCCAGGACUAUAGAAAUAACUAUAAUUGUUUUUUUUUUUCUUGUGUUGUAAGACAGAAAAGUAGAAAUUCUUAGACUUUCUUUUCUCAUUCUCUUUUUGUUCUUCUAAUACUUUGUACUCAAAUACUUGUAGUUAUUUUUAUUUGUAAAGAUUAAUAAGAAUGCCUUGAGAUGCUCCCUGUUUGAUUCUCACUUUAAUCACUUUAAAGUUGUACCAGAUUUCUGUCUUGAUGGACUUAAUGAUCCAUAAUUCCAACAUAAUGCACAAAUAAUUUAUUAUGGAAUUAUUUCAUGCUAGUAAAAUUUAACAGUUUCCCUGAGAUAGACAGACUGAACAAAACAGAAGUCCUUUAGAAUAGAAUGAUCUUAUAGGCUAAAGAAAAGAAAAAAAAGAAGAGAUAAAAGGUUGUUUUAAGAGUAUGUCUUUCAUGGGAAAUAGCCUCACUCCAAGUUGGACUGAUAGUUUUUGAAAUUGUCCUUGUAAUGUACAUAUGUGUACCAUAUAUAUUUACUAUUUUUCAUGCAUGUUGAAGUGAAAUACUCUGAACACAGUGCUGCAGUUUUGAUUAAACAAAAAACAAAACAAA